This is a messenger RNA of Prinia subflava (tawny-flanked prinia), 2336 nucleotides long. It is a transcript of the gene MAPKAP1, whose product is annotated as MAPK associated protein 1. The record is from RefSeq and is a predicted model, not a curated record. Gene Ontology annotation, cellular component: TORC2 complex; plasma membrane; cytoplasm. The transcript has 12 exons. Lineage: Eukaryota; Metazoa; Chordata; Aves; Passeriformes; Cisticolidae. Gene Ontology annotation, molecular function: phosphatidylinositol-4,5-bisphosphate binding. Gene Ontology annotation, biological process: TORC2 signaling. Bases 313 to 1881 code for a protein of 522 amino acids.
GGCAGGUCGGGGCCGCGCCCGCGGCUCCCGGGGCUGCCCGCGCUGCCGCUCCCUCCCAGGCCCGCCGGCUGCCGCGGGCUGCUGUGCCCGGUGGCCGCGGCUGUCAGCCUGCCCGGGACGCGGCUCGGGGCACCGGGGCUCCCCCGCGGGGUCCGGGCGCGUCUCCCGGCGGGGUCGGGAGCGGCGCAGCGCGGGGCAAACGGAGCAGGUCAGGCGAGCGUCCGCCGGCGAUGGGCGGCGGGGACAGGUACGUGUGUCCAUGAAGCAAGAUGGAGAGAAGAUAGUAGAGUGAGGGGUGGCCCUGUGGACAGCAUGGCUUUCCUGGACAACCCCACCAUCAUCCUGGCUCACAUCCGGCAGUCGCACGUGACCAGCGAUGACACGGGCAUGUGCGAGAUGGUCCUGAUCGACCACGACGUGGACCUGGAGAAGCUGCAGCCCUCCUCAGCACACGGGGACAACGGCUCGGAGCCACAGGGGAGCAAUGGGGACACUCAGGGCUAUGUAUACUCCCAAUCAGUCGAUAUUACCUCAAGCUGGGACUUUGGAAUCAGAAGACGAUCAAACACAGCUCAGAGACUAGAGCGUCUGCGGAAAGAGAGACAAAAUCAAAUAAAAUGCAAAAACGUUCAGUGGAAAGACAGAAAUACUUCUUGCUCAGCAGAGGAGCUGAGCUCGCUGUUUGAGAAGAAGAAUUUCCGUGUGAGGUCCCCGUGCUCUGGGAAGCAAUCCAUCCUCUCGGUGCGCCUGGAGCAGUGUCCCCUGCAGCUCAACAACCCCUUCAAUGAGUACUCCAAGUUCGAUGGCAAGGGCCACGUUGGUACAACGGCAACCAAAAAAAUCGACGUCUACCUCCCGCUGCACAGCAGCCAGGACAAGCUGCAGCCCAUGACCGUGGUGACCAUCGCCAACGCCAAGGUGCACGACCUGAUCGGGCUCAUCUGCUGGCAAUAUACAAGUGAGGGACGGGAACCCAAGCUGAACGACAACGUCAGCGCCUACUGCCUGCACAUCGCCGAGGACGACGGCGAGGUGGACACGGACUUCCCACCCCUGGACUCCAACGAGCCCAUCCACAAGUUUGGCUUCAGCACCCUGGCACUGGUGGAGAAGUACUCGUCCCCAGGGCUGGCGGCCAAGCAGUCGCUCUUCGUGCGCAUAAAUGCUGCUCAUGGAUUCUCACUUAUUCAGGUGGACAGUAUGAAGGUCACCAUGAAGGAUAUCUUACAAAAGGCCUUAAAGAGAAGGAAGGGAUCACAGAGAGGCUCAGGUCCUCAGUAUCGGCUGGAGAAGCAGAGUGAACCUAAUGUCCCAGUAGAUUUAGACUGUACCUUGGAGAGCCAGAGCACUUUGGAAUUCUGCCUUGUCCGGGAGAACAGCUCCAGAGGAGAAGAGGUCUCGGAGGAGGAUCCCCAGAUCGACAUUGCCACGGUCCAGGACAUGCUCAGCAGCCACCACUACAAGUCCUUCAAAGUCAGCAUGAUCCACCGGCUGCGCUUCACCACGGACGUGCAGCUGGGUAUUUCUGGAGACAAGGUAGAGAUAGACCCUGUUACUAAUCAGAAGGCCAGCACUAAGUUUUGGAUUAAGCAGAAACCCAUUUCAAUCGAUUCUGAACUCCUCUGUGCCUGUGACCUUGCGGAAGAAAAAAGCCCAAGUCAUGCAAUAUUUAAACUUACAUAUCUAAGCAAUCAUGACUACAAACACCUUUACUUUGAAUCAGAUGCUGCUACUGUCAACGAAAUUGUACUGAAGGUUAACUAUAUCCUAGAGUCGCGAGCAAGCACAGCCAGAGCGGAUUAUUUUGCUCAGAAACAAAGAAAACUGAGCAGGAGGACGAGCUUUAGCUUCCAGAAGGAGAAGAAGUCUGGCCAGCAGUGAGGCCGAGCUCGAGGAGAGCCCGCGCCGCGUCGGAGCCGCUCCCGCCCGGAGCCCGCGCUGCUCCUGCUGCCCGGGAGCGGCGGGAAGGAAUCUGAAUUAUCCCGUCUCUCACGGCUGGAAGAUCAUCCCUCCGUGGAGAGGGGAGGCCUCCCCUGUGACAGAAAUAAAGAGCCAUAUCAGCCGGAAAGAAGACUGUUACGCUUCAGGUUCCUUUGAUUAGAAAUAAGAGAAUGACGUAGACUGGCAUCAUUUAAUUACUGUAUUAUGUACAAUCACAAGAAGAGAUGUGAUUACAUAUUAUUUCACAGCCUGGUUAAAAUAAAUUAUAUACAUCUGUAAUCCACCCACGUACACGCAGGUAUUGCUUGUGACAUGAUCAAAUUUCUAAAAACAAAAUGUAGGACAAAUGUAUCCAUUUUUACUAUUAAUAAACAGAUGUAAUCUUUUUCAAGGUC